AUGCCGCGCUCCUUCCUGGUGGACUCGCUGGUGCUGCGGGAGGCGGGCGAGAAGAAGGGCGAGGGCAGCCCCCCGCCGCCGCUCUUCCCCUACGCCGUGCACCCCUCGCACCCGCUGCCCGGGCUGCCGGCCGGCGCCUGCCACGCGCGCAAAGCCGGGCUGCUGUGCGUGUGUCCGCUGUGCGUCACCGCCUCGCAGCUGCACCCGCCGCCGCCCGCGAUACCCCUGCUCAAGGCCUCCUUCCCCCCGUUCGGCUCCCAGUACUGCCAUCCGCCCCUCGGCCGCCAGCAGCACUCCGUGUCCGCCGUCAGCGUGGGGCACGGCCCGGCGCUCUACCAGGGUGCCUACCCGCUGCCCGACCCCCGGCAGUUCCACUGCAUUUCCGUGGACAGCACGUCGAGCCAACUGCCCAGCAGCAAGAGGAUGCGCACCGCCUUCACCAGCACGCAGCUCCUGGAGCUGGAGAGGGAGUUCGCCUCCAACAUGUACCUCUCCCGGCUGCGGCGAAUCGAGAUCGCCACCUACCUGAACCUCUCCGAGAAGCAGGUGAAGAUAUGGUUCCAGAACCGCCGGGUCAAGCACAAGAAGGAAGGCAAAAGCGGAUCCCACCGGGGCGGGGGGCCCGGGCACAGCUGCAAAUGCUCGGCCCUUUCCACCACCAAGUGCUCGGAGGACGACGAGGACUUGCGCAUGUCUCCGUCCUCUUCGGGGAAGGACGACAGAGGCCUCGCGGCCACCCCCUGA
Messenger RNA from Phasianus colchicus (ring-necked pheasant), 744 nucleotides. It is a transcript of the gene GSX1, whose product is annotated as GS homeobox 1. Gene Ontology annotation, biological process: regulation of DNA-templated transcription. Gene Ontology annotation, molecular function: DNA-binding transcription factor activity, RNA polymerase II-specific; sequence-specific double-stranded DNA binding. Lineage: Eukaryota; Metazoa; Chordata; Aves; Galliformes; Phasianidae. The record is from RefSeq and is a predicted model, not a curated record. Gene Ontology annotation, cellular component: nucleus.